GCUAUCAGGUAUAUCAACUACAUCUCUAUUACAUUCAGGUAAAUUUUCCUUAUCACAUUUUUGCCCAUCUAUUUCAGUAAAAUCUUAAUUUUACACAUUUUAUAUGAUAAUAUUACCUUUUCUUUUCCAAUACCACAAUGUUUGACGGGGAAUAUGUUUACUACUGCAUUGAAGAUAUCCCCUCCUUUUGGAACCACUGGAAGAAGUCUCCGAGAACUCAUCAUCUUGGCUGUUACUCAUUUUUUGUCGUUUUUUAUAUCUCCAGCAACUAGUCUUUGGCAUUGAAAUAGUACUGUCAGUGAGAUAAGACUUGUAUUUCCUUUUCCCAAUCAUAGCUUGUUUCAAUAUACAGGUAUAAUAAUUGCUAUACCUUCUACUUGUAAAACACGCACGCAAGUACAAUAACCUCACCCACGUAAUUGAUCGCGCAUGCGCGAGUGAGGUGCGAAAAACGUGCAGUUGAUGUGCUUCUGCUUUAGCCCGCUCUUUCUCCUUUUCUUUAUCUCUGCUUCAUAAAGCAUAACUUCAGCUCAUAAAGACAAGACAGAUGAUGAGUAAAUCUAGUAAGAGGCAAAGGAAACCAUCAGAGAAGGUGAAAGUAAGCGGGGAUGAUGGAGUCGAACAGCAGCUACCCGCACAAACUAUGUGGUGCACAGUAAAGUUAGAGAACAAAGAUGGUUCAGAAAAGGAACAUUUAGUUUGUAGCAAGUAUCUAGAAAAUGAAGAUGGAAGUCAAGUGACACUUAAAGAUUUGUAUUCUUUCAAUAAUGUUAUUUGGGUGCACAGAAAAGUUCCGUAUGAAGUUACCAUCAUGGAAACUCAUGUUAAAAAGCCAACAAAGCGUCGCAUUGUUGAUGAAUUGUCUCAUUCUGAUAGCUCAUCUGAUGAGAGUGAGGAAAUACCCGAAAGACCACUAAAAAAACAAAAAAGUGAUGAAAAAAUUACUGAAUAUAUUCCUUCUGAUAAUGAGGUAGAAACUGUUUCUCAAGACUCUGCUGGCUCACUUGAUGUACAAGAUUCAGUUACUACACCGGUAGCAUCUCAUUUAACACAAGAUUCAACUUCUUCUCCAAUGAUUAAUGGUUUUAAAGUUCCAUUUGCAACUCCUACUCAUUCAACUAAUGCAACUCCUAAUGGGUCGGGUAAAGUAACUCCUAUUCUGAAUCAGUCAACUGUGACAACUCCUAAAGCUGGCAGUCAACGUAAAUAUGAUCGUGAUGAAGAUGUAAAAGAUCGCUUAACUAGAAUUGAAAAAAAGUUGGAUAAAUUGAUAACGAGUGUGAGCACAUCAACUGGCAGGAUUGUUACUGACAACAAUGAUGAGGCCUCCUCAACAGACGCUACAAAUAAAAAAUACAUUACGGACAGUGGUGUUAAUUUACUCACUGUAAGAGCAGAGACACCAUCUAAAUAUGCAUUGUCAUUAAUGGACAUAUUCUUUACGGAGAUGGAAAUGGCCAAUUCCUGUUACUGCCCUUCAAAGAGAACAAAAAAACCUCCACUCAAUUCUGAUAAAGUAGCAUUUCUAGAAGAGUGUAUCCGGAAAAAGUUUUCCAUUGAUAUUAAGGAGUUCGAAGAGAAAUAUGGAUCAGUCAUUAGGAGGAAAUGUAUGCAAAAAUGUUUGGACAAAAACAGAACUAUUAAUGGCAUUAAAAAAGAAUAACUGACUGGUGACUAUUAUAAUAUGAACAAUUUGACUGUAAUGUGAGUUUUAUUGUUGUUAAUUAAUUAGUAAAGACAAUAAAGUUUUAUUGUAAUAAUUAUUGGUGAUGUUGUAGUUAAUCUAAUGAGUCAGCUUAUAUAUACACUGUGUUUAUUACUUGAUUAUGGCUGAUCUUGUCAGAACAUGCAUGGAUUAUUACCUGAUCUUGUCAGAACAUGCUUACAUUAUUACCUGAUCUUGUCAGAACAUGCUUACAUUAUUACCUGAUCUUGUCAGAACAUGCAUAGAUUAUUACCUGAUCUUGUCAGAACAUGCAUGGAUUAUUACCUGAUCUUGUCAGAACAUGCUUAUAUUAUUACCUGAUCUUGUCAGAACAUGCAUGGAUUAUUACCUGAUCUUGUCAGAACAUGCAUGGAUUAUUACCUGAUCUUGUCAGAACAUGCUUAUAUUAUUACCUGAUCUUGUCAGAACAUGCAUGGAUUAUUACCUGAUCUUGUCAGAACAUGCAUGGAUUAUUACCUGAUCUUGUCAGAACAUGCAUGGAUUAUUACCUG
Messenger RNA from Amphimedon queenslandica, 2217 nucleotides. RefSeq lists its product as uncharacterized. The coding region runs from base 548 to 1663 and encodes 371 amino acids. Lineage: Eukaryota; Metazoa; Porifera; Demospongiae; Haplosclerida; Niphatidae. The transcript has 12 exons. The record is from RefSeq and is a predicted model, not a curated record. Gene Ontology annotation, molecular function: DNA binding.